Macrobrachium nipponense is the source of this 918-nucleotide messenger RNA. Its product is annotated as serine protease HTRA2, mitochondrial-like. Gene Ontology annotation, molecular function: protein binding; serine-type endopeptidase activity. Lineage: Eukaryota; Metazoa; Arthropoda; Malacostraca; Decapoda; Palaemonidae. Gene Ontology annotation, biological process: programmed cell death; proteolysis; positive regulation of apoptotic process. The record is from RefSeq and is a predicted model, not a curated record.
AUGGAAGAGUCCAAGAGAACAUCUGACAUAACAUGUGAAUUACUACAAACAGCAGGAGAGCCAAUCACAUUAAUGCUUUUUGAAACCAAACCGAAAAGUAAGUGUAUUCCAAUAACUAGGUCUGUUUUUCAGGUCAGGCUACAGAAUGGUGCUGAAUAUGAAGGCAUUAUUGAGGAAAUUGAUGCCAUCUCAGAUCUUGCACUCAUUAGGAUAAAAUGUGAUAAUCUAAAGCCAAUAGCUUUGGGAAAUUCCUGUGAUCUACGUCCUGGUGAAUUUGUGGCAGCCCUUGGGUCUCCUCUGUCGCUUUCGAACACUAUAACAGUUGGGGUUGUUUCAUCAGUUUGCAGAGCCAGCAAGGAGUUGGGUUUGCGAGGCAGGGAUAUUCAGUAUAUACAGACAGAUGCUGCUAUCACAUUUGGUAAUUCAGGUGGACCACUUGUGAAUUUGGAUGGUGAGGUUAUUGGUAUCAACUCCAUGACUGUGACAUCUGGAAUCUCCUUUGCUAUACCUAUAGAUUAUGCCAAAGACUUUAUGAUGAAAGCAGCAAAAAAGAGACUUGAAUUAGCAAAGUACCCUGAAUCCUCGCCUUCAGUACGACGUCGUUAUAUAGGGGUGACAAUGCUCACAUUGACAGAAUCCAUCAUUCAAGAAUUACAAGCAAGAGGAAGUGCACCACAUAACAUUCCAGCAGAUAUUAAUCAUGGAAUUUUCAUCUGGAGGGUAGUUGUUGGCUCGCCUUCUUACCAAGCUGGCUUGCAGCCGGGAGACGUGAUAACUCAUAUAAACAACCAUCCAGUUUAUUCUUCGAGAGAUGUUUACAGUCUGGAAAGUCAAGGAGAUCUUAAUAUGGUUGUUGUUCGCAAUGGGCAGCGUUACUCGGUGACUGUAGUACCUGAAGAAUAAUUGUGAGCCAUUUUU